Neospora caninum is the source of this 1908-nucleotide messenger RNA. RefSeq names its product Transcription initiation factor iie, alpha subunit, related. NCBI's taxonomy places the organism in Eukaryota, Apicomplexa, Conoidasida, Eucoccidiorida, Sarcocystidae. Gene Ontology annotation, biological process: transcription open complex formation at RNA polymerase II promoter. The transcript has 5 exons. The coding region runs from base 1 to 1908 and encodes 635 amino acids. The record is from RefSeq and is a predicted model, not a curated record. Gene Ontology annotation, cellular component: transcription factor TFIIE complex.
AUGAUCGGCACAGCAUUGGAGUCUUCUCCCCGCACUCUCUCGUCUUCCACAGCCGCCGGGGCUGCGUCGUCCGGCGUCGAGAAGAGCUCGGAUGCGCAGACGCGUGCCGCGCGCGCGGCGUCUCUCUCUGCCUCGGUAGUCGCCAAGCCGUUCGACCGGAGUUUGUUUCGCGCCUUCUUGGCGGCGGCUUCGCGGCUCUUUUGCGACGACGACCAAAUUGUCAUUGUCGACUUCCUCGCCCACCACGAGAAGGCCUACACAGAGCGGGACUUGAUCGAGAGACUCGGAUGGCCAGAUCGACGCGUGCGCGAGGCAUGCGCUGCGCUCGAGCGCAUGCAACUCGUCACGAAGGAACAGCUCGGUGGCAUGGGAAGCGCCGCUGGCCGAAAUGACGAGAAAGGCGCAAGUGCGACUCCAGCCGCUCAGGCAAACUCAGGAGCGAAGGGAAGCGACAGCGUUGUGGGAUCUAGCGGCAGCACAGUGAGUUCGAGCAGCGCGGGGGGCGGGGGACCGUCGCCCAAUCCGCCUGCGGCUUCGUCUUCGCCUUUGAGCGCGGGACCGUCGGCAGCGUCUCAGUCUGCUUUCUACUUCAAGAUCUCGCCGUACUGUCUCCUCGUCUUCCACUUUCGUCUUCAACGCGCAGAGCAGCAGGUCGAGGAGCACCGGCGCGCCGCGGAAGGCCGCGACGUUUUCUUCUGUCCAAAGUGCUCAGCCGAGUACGACGCACUGGAGGCGCAACUCCUCGAUGUCGACCCGCGCGAUGCACACUUUCUCUGCAAAUUCUGCAACGAAAAACUCGAGCACGAGAUCCCCUCGUUCCCUCCCUACAGCCGAGCGGAGCGGAGCGCGUAUCGAAACAGACCCGCAGAAGACGGCGGCAAGACUUCCCUCGGCGGCACGGGGAGCACGUCGGGCAGCGCGCUCGGCGACCGCGGCGUCUCUUCGGGCUCGGGGGUGGGCGCUGGCGACGAUACGCUGAGCGACACGAGUCUGCCGGGAGCAGGCUCCGUGCAGCUGCAGAUGCGUCAGGCUCUGGCCGGGACCGCCGAGACGGCGAGGCGACAGGCGCCAGCCUGGGUGACGCCUGAGCACCAGGCCGGAGACGCAGCUGCAGCGCCUGGACGCGGGAACCCUCCUCUGGCGCGCUCCGCGUCGGCUGCUGGAGUGACGGGAGUCGCCGCGGGAGAGCCUGCGGCGCUGGCCGCGCGGUCCUCCGCGCAGGCGCGUCCGCGUCCAGGCGGUCCGACGGAUGCGGCGGCGAGUGUGCGUCCGGGAGCGGCGACGCAGAGGGUUGGCGGCCGCAACCAGAUCCGCUUUUCCAUGAAAGGAGGCUCGUCUGGGACUGGAAGCAAGAGCGCGACUUCGGCGGCGUUCGGCUCGAAGGCCCGCCCGGCGGCGCCCAAAACGAACGCGCCCCAGCUGCAUGCAGGCGCCAGCGCGCAGGCUGGGCAGAGCGUCGUCCCUGCGGCGACGCGACCGAGUGCAGCCGCCUCGUCGGGGCUCGCGCCGUCGAGGUUGACAGGAGGUCGGAUGGGAAACGCAGAGGCCGUGGGUGCCGCAGUCGGCGCGCACGCAGACGGCUACGCGGCGAAACCCGCGCGGGCGAGUGCGGCAGCGCCGAGUCAAAGAGAGGCGCCAGAAGACGCGCAUGGACCGAACGCAGGCGACGGCGGGGCCGCGCAUGCGGACCCGAUCGGGCCUUCGGGUUUCGCUGCUGCGCCUGCAGCUGCGUGUGCCGCGGAGGAGAAUGCCGCAGGCGUCGGGGGCAGCGCGGCUCCGCUGUUCUUUGUUGGGAAACUUGGACGGGAGAUGACGCUCGAGGAAGCCGCGGAGUACCAACUGGAAAUGACAGCUGAAGAGCAUGAGCGGUUCAUGGAGCUCCAAGCGGUCUAUCUCGAUGACAUCUAG